GCGGCUGUCCCGACCACUUUUCAACAUGCUCAGUACAAGCUCCAUGAGUAGCACGAGUAGCACGAGCUGCCUCCUCCGGAAGCUCCACCGCGUCCUGAGCCAAGAGAGCCCAAGCAUCGUCGCAUGGAGCGACUGCGGAAAGCACGUUGCCGUGCACGACGCGCCUCGCUUCGAGGCCAACAUCGUGCCCACGUAUUUUCGCCUCCGGACGCUUUGCGAGUUCCGCGCGCUUCUGUGUCAGCACGGCUUUGACUGCAGUGACGAAUUGAGCUUCAGCCACAGCGACCUCUCCCGCGACUGCCCCAUGCCGUUCGCGCCCAAGAAACGAGCGAGCGGCAAGGUCCUCUCCAAGGCCACAAAGACGCGCCACCACCCCUACGGUACAUGCACCACGACCACGACAGCGUCCCGGGGCGGCGACGAACUCUGGUCGGCGCUGGCUGCCGUCUGUCUGCAAUCAUCCGAAACGAGCCAUACAGCGACCAACCCGCUCUUUCAGAAGCACACCAGCUUCGAGACGCAGCCCGACGCGUGGCAAUUGCUCAACGGCCAUUCGGUCGUCUGCGUCUAAGGCGACGUCGCCACCUUGCUUGUAGUCUGUCCCGUACUGUCCAAUGUCCCGAUUUGAGAACCCUGCUAUUUAACACGAGAUUUCCCUUGAUAUCGAAAAGCAGCAUCGACCCAUUCUGGGGAGCACCACAGAGGAUUGUGCGAGAAGGACGCAAGCACCAUGGCAGCGUAAGCACUGUAAUC
Molecule: messenger RNA, 753 nt
Organism: Saprolegnia parasitica CBS 223.65
Lineage: Eukaryota; Oomycota; Saprolegniomycetes; Saprolegniales; Saprolegniaceae
Exons: 1
Coding region: 26-571 (181 amino acids)
Biological process (GO): regulation of DNA-templated transcription
Molecular function (GO): DNA-binding transcription factor activity; sequence-specific DNA binding
Source: RefSeq, a predicted model, not a curated record